UAUUUGAAAAUUUGGUAAUGUUCAGUGUUGUGCACGCUGGUUCAGGAGGAGGGGUUGAUGGUUAAAGGGUAAGUAACGGUUCCUGAACUUAGCGGUAUGGGACUUCAGUCUCCCGUGUCUCCUUCCCGAUGACAGCAGCAAGAAGACAACGUGGUCUGUAUGGUGGGGGUCUUUGAUGAUGGCUGCUUUUUCUUGUGGCAGCAUUCCUUGUAGAUGUGUUCAGUGGUGUGGAAGGCUUUUCCUGGGAUGGCCUGGAUCACAUUUAUUUAUUUGUUGUAUACGUAAUGCAGUUAAGUAUGCGUGCUCUGCUCUCCUUCAUACCAAUGCGCCCCUCCUUAAUCCCUCGCCGGUCGGCUGUUAAUUUUCCUAUAGUGAUUCUGCGCGGGACUGGGUGAAAGCAUUUUUGUGAGACGGUCCCUUAGCCUUUUGUUUACAAGCUGAUCAUUGGCCAAGCUCACAUGAUCGGCCCGAGCUGGGCAGUGCAGGGACCGACGUGCAUCCUCGCACGUUCCUGUUUAUGUGCGAGUGGCGAAGCGGACAGAGCGGGAGAUGUUCAUGGGUGGAGUUGAACUACAGUCAGCAGAGUGGCACGCGGAUACUGGAACACGUUCCUUCCUCCAGCUCCAUCCACAACGGAGACAUGGAGAAGAUCCUGCUGGACGCACAGCACGAGUCGGAUAGGAACAGUUCGCGAGGAAGCUCCCACUGCGACAGCCCACCCUUACUGAUGAGCCCCCAGGUGUGCCAGGGUUCUGUUGAGUUCGAAACUCGGAGCGUUGGAGACAGCAACAGCACGCAGUCUGACGAGGAGACGCAGGAGAGGAGCAUAGAGCUGGAGAAAUUACUGAAGAAUCACGCAGAGUGGAUCUGGUACUGGUCCAGCCGACCAGAAAACGUACCCCCAAAGGAAUUCUUGUUUAAACAUCCAAAAUACUCAUCAGGACUGAGUGUCCGAAAGACGAGUGUGAUGAAGAAAGGACGGUUCUUUGGUUCUGAGCUCGUUGUGUUCCUCAUCCCCUCACUUCUGUUAACUCACCUGCUAAUGCUGGGUGUAGGAAUCUACAUUGGCAGGAGACUGGCAGCUUCCUCUUCAAGUAGCCUGUAAAUAACCCGCUGUGAAGAAAUGAUCAAACUUGAGGACCAGCUGAGGUUGAUACUAGUUCCUGUACUCGCUAUUCACGUAGACAGACCUAGCCAGCACCUGGGAAAGUUAAAAAGACUGAGAUAUUUCUAUUGUUCCUCCGCGCUAAUCUGUUCCUCUUCUCGGACUUCUUUUUGCCCUUCUGCAGCUAUGUAGAUGCAAUCCCAGCCACCUAGCGGUGGGCAGCUUUGCUCAGUAGGUUUGAUGUGUUGGAAAACUUGCUGCCCUUUGAGCAGCUCUCCACUGUGCUCAGGGCCUGUCCAUGCAAAAGUGACCACACUGCGGUGACAAAUGCACACCGACACGUUCCGUGUGUGCUUGCACGUCUAUUUGUGCUCAUCUGUGUGUGCACGCCAGCUUCACCCAGACCCGACGGCUUGACGUUUUCUCAGGCCCUGUUAAGUAAGGUUUGUGGACCAAAGGUGGGAUCUUUAAUUGCACAACACUGUCAGGUGAGAAGCUAUAGAGAACUACAGCACAGAAACUGGCCCUUCGACCCAUUUAGUCCAUGUUAAAUUAUUAUUCUGAUGAGUUAAACCCUCUUCCAGUAGGUUUCAAGGAUCCUGCAGUAUUAUUUUCAAGGAGACCCAGAGUGGAGAUCUUCUCUGGCCUCAUCAAUCCAAGCCAACCUAAUGGGUGGUUCUUGCAGUAUUGUUUGUGGGAGCUUGCUGUGUGUAGUUUGGUUGCUGUGUUUACAUUGCAACAGUAGUGACAGAUGCCCAACACUCAUUUGCUUUAGUGUAUUGAGGUGUCUUUGAAAACAAUAGGAAUGACUCCGUUCUUCUAUUCCUGCAGCUGCGGUCUUGCCCACUUUGUCUUGCUGGGAACUAAGACCAUUUUACCAAAACUUUACCACAACAACAUUGUUUUGGCCCAUCCACUCUCUUCCAGCUCAGAGAGUGAUCCCGUACCUCAAAUAAUUUUCCCUGUAAACUGUUCCUCCCACAUUCCAAUUAACUCCGCAUCUCAGCGAAGGGCAAACCUACCAAGGUGCAUGUCUUUGGGGUGUGGGGGGAAACCCACAUGAUCACAGAGAGUACCAUAAGAACAACAGAAGCAGAAUCGAACCAUUCAGACCAACGAUUCUGCUUCGCUGUUCUAACAUGGCUGAUUUCUUAUCUCUCUCAUCCCCAUUCUACCUUUGAUGCCCUUACCAAUCAAGAACCUGUCAACCUCUCCUUUAAAUAUACCCAAUAACUUGGCCUCUGCAGCCGUCUGUGGCAAUGAAUUCCACAGAUUCACCAUUCUCUGGCUGAAGAAAUUCCUCCUCAUCUCUGAUCUAAAGAAUGCCCUUGCAUUCUGAGGCUGUGCCCGCUGGUCCUAGACUACCCCACUACCUCCUCUCCAUUACAACUUUGUCUAGGCCUUUCAAAAUUCAUAGAUUUCAGUGAAAUCUCUUCCCCGCCCCUCUUUUAUGCAGUCAUGUCCUCAGGUCACCCUCGGGCAAGGUGUAGCACCUGCUUAGCAGCCCCCCCGCCCCCCACCGAUCAGGGUCACGUGAAGAAGUCAUGGGAGCAGGUGGUGGAUAGUCAUCUUGUGCACAUCACAAGUCCUCGAUAUGUGACCACUGACACCAGGCAGACAAUCUCUGAGGAGUAUUGAUAAUGGCUGGGGUCACCCGUCUUGUAAAGACACUGCCCAUUCUUCGGAAGGCAAUGGCACUUCUGUCGAACAAUUACGGUCAUAGACCAUGAUUGCCCACGUCAUGUGACACGGCACAUAAUGAUGAUGAUCUCUGUGUUAGUCGUGCAGUAACGUAGGAGAAAAUCAGUCUUAACUCUGCUCUCACCUUGUCUUAUUCGCAGUGUUCGUUUUGAAAUAAUGUUCCAAGUCCACUGUUCCUCCCUGACUUUCUGUUAGCUUGUCUAUGAAAGGCCCAAACGUUUCCCAGCCAGACUUUAAAGAGUUUAUCAGUCUGAAAUCCAGUGAUCAGUCACAGGUCCCGCUGUGAACUCUUCACUCCUUCCUGUGAGAAGCUUGAUCCAUGUAAUGUUGGACAGAAAUCUAGAAAGUUCUUGCUCAACUUGUACACAAUGAGCAAAAGCUUUUACGGAGCAAGGAAGACCUUGAGCAACACACUCCUGUUAUUUGCCCCUAAGCAUUUUCAGUUGAUAAGGCACUCACUGUUAUCGUGUACUACGAGUCCUGAUUUUUGUAGUUGUUCAUAACUGGAAUUCACUUUGAACUUUGAACCUUAGGUUUUGAUUAGGCCCUCACUGUUGCCCUGUAUUAUGAGUCCUCUUUGUAUAGUUGGUAAUGACUGGAAUUUAUAUAUUUGCAAUUAGAAGAUCAGUAACUAUGCUUCAUCCUUCUUAGAACCCAUGUGAAAGACAAAUAAAUGAUCAAUUUCCUGGA
This is a messenger RNA of Hypanus sabinus (Atlantic stingray), 3496 nucleotides long. RefSeq names its product BCL2/adenovirus E1B 19 kDa protein-interacting protein 3-like. The transcript has 6 exons. Lineage: Eukaryota; Metazoa; Chordata; Chondrichthyes; Myliobatiformes; Dasyatidae. Gene Ontology annotation, cellular component: mitochondrial outer membrane; nucleus; mitochondrial envelope. Gene Ontology annotation, biological process: positive regulation of apoptotic process; mitochondrial outer membrane permeabilization. Bases 518 to 1105 code for a protein of 195 amino acids. The record is from RefSeq and is a predicted model, not a curated record.